GACUAGCGAAAAGAAAUGCUUCUCGAACACACCCCGCAGGAGAAACAUUGAAAAAAUGGUCUCGAGACUGUCACCCUACCUCCAGGCUCCACUCCCUUCACCAAACGGGGAACAACCCACAAAAUUACAAAAAGGGAGUGCUUUUCAACAAGUAGAAAAAAUCUGAGCAUAGACGUGUAUAUACCAACUAAAUCCGAGCAUAAACAAUGUAUAUACCACCUAACUACAGGAUGACAUGUCUAAUAAAAUUUCAAAACAGUAAAAGCAGAAGUCAGAGGCAGAAUUUCAGUCAUCAAGCAUGUUAUGGAAAUUAGAGAAAAGUUUCUCUUACAGUCCAUGCAAUGCAUUGCCAGGUGGGUUAUGGAGGCCUGGACUCCAUGGCGUUUGUAUGAGAGUACAACUGUUGUUAAGACAAAAGGUUGAUCUUCGUGGUUCGUUGAAGAUACAUAUAUCCAUUAUAGGUUUCUUGUCUCUGUGUUGUUCGUGGAUCUCUAUGAGAAAGGGGCAGUUGGCUUAUGGGGAAUUGACACCUUUACAGCUUGACUUAGACGUAAGAGUGGGGCACAACUAGAUAUUAUGGCAGUAGAGGGGAUGGUGGGUGCCUUUGCAUUUAUUGGUUCUACCAUGGAUGUGGUGGAAGGUGUUUUUUCGUUCGUAAAGAUGUGUAAGCUGAUAGGUUGAGGGGUUACUAGGUUUUUUUCUGGGCACAUAACAGGGGCAGGGAGAAUGGAGGCCAGAUCAGAGGGAACUCAAAAUUUGGAGAGCUCUGCAAAACGGAGCACUGGUUUUAGGGACCGGAAACAGAGGCAUGGGAACGUUGGCAAGGGAAGGGUGGAGGCGAAUUUGCAUUCAAAAGGAAGGGAUUCAGGUGGAGAAGAUGAAGGGAAGCGGAAAAUAAGAAUUGGAGAUAGAUCCAGUCCGGGCAAAGUAGCAGGAUCAAAUAUGGCAAUGGCAAAUGAAUGUGAGUCUUGCAAAGGUGUGGCUUCUCCUAUUGGAGAUGUCAUAAUUGAGGAAAAUUGGACCUCUGGCAGUACACAAAAUAGGGAUGACAGGGCAGAUAGUCAAAGGAAAGUCUCAGGUAGAUAUGGCUUUGUUAGCCAGUAUUUUGAAUGGGUCCAACAACGGAAGUCUGUGUGGUUGACACUGAAAUCAACCACAUUGCAGGCAAAAAAUUAUGUAGUUCCAAGAGUAGAAAGCAGUUGUCUUUGGGCUCGUACUUGCCUUAUAAAUAUUGCAAGGUUAUGGCUGGUGAUUUUUGUAUUGUGGUUAAACUGCUGUGUCAGAGGCAUUGGAUCUUUCCUUCAUUUAGGAAUGGCAGCCUUCUUUGUACUACUUUGGUGCAGUUUUCUUAGUUCCAUAGCUAUUGUGGGCUUCAUAUAUGUGCUAUCUACUAUGGUGAUAACUUGUGUAGCAGCUUUUGUUCUUGGCAAUACAUAUGGAAUAUUGAUAAUGUUUAGUUUGGGAGCACUGAUGCUGUGGAUGUAUGGUAGCUUUUGGAUCACAGGGACAUUUGUUUUAAUUGGAGGUAUUUUUCUAGCUUCCAGUUACCCACAUGUAGCAAUUCUGAUCACAACUAUCUACUCCAUCUAUUGUGCUAAAGUUCACGUUGGAUGGCUUGGCUCGGUUUUCUGUGUGAACAUGGCUUUCAUAUCAAGUGAUAUUUUACUUUAUUUCUUAAAGGAAAGUGUGGAUGAGAGCGAAGGGCAAACCUCUAGUGAUCAAGCUAAAUCAAGUAAAAACAGGGGAAGACAUUUUUACACUGAAUCGACAAAACCUUAUUCGUCUGAUGGUGGGGCUGGAUCAUCGGGCAGACCAUCUGGUGAAAGCUUUCACACAAAUCAGUUGGGAGGGCUUAAUACAGGGCCAUCAACUGGUGGACAGGCUGAACCAAUUUCAAAUUUAGCAGAAGAAGAGGUGAUGCGGCUGCUUGAUAGCCCUGAUUACUAUGCAACAUUGGGAUUAUCUCGCUUUGAGGAUAUAAAUUCUGCUACUUUAAAGAGAGAGUAUAGGAAAAAGGCAAUGUUGGUCCAUCCUGACAAGAAUAUGGGGAAUGUAAAGGCAGAGGAAGCUUUCAAGAAACUUCAAAAUGCUUAUGAGGCCCUACUGGAUUUGGACAAGAAGAAAAUUUAUGAUGAAGAGUUGCAAAGAGAAGAAUUGUUGAGGAGCUUGAACAUGUUUCGAAGUGGUGCUAAAAAGAAUGGCAGGUAUGGUGCUUCUGAGUAUGGGUUCAUUUUUGCCGAGGAUGAUUUUGAGGAUCUACAUGUAGAAUCAAGAAGAAUCGCUUGCAAGAAAUGCAGUGGUUCACACAUCUGGAUGCAUACUGGAAGAGCUAAAGCACGUGCAAGAUGGUGCCAGGAUUGCCAAGAUUACCAUCAAGCCAAAGAUGGAGAUGGAUGGAUUGAACAAUCUGUUCAGCCAUUUUUCUUCGGGAUUCUUCAAAAGGUGGAUCUUCCACGUGCAUAUGCCUGUGUGGAUAGCAGGAUAUUUGAUGUGACCGAGUGGGUUGGUUGCCAGGGGAUGAAAUGUACACCGAACACUCAUAAACCAACUUUCCACAUCAAUACUACUAUAAUGGGUAAGGGACCUGCAUGUGGGCGUUCUCAAGGAUACAAAGACACUGCCAAUGGGGGAAUGGCUACAAACUUCAAUGAAAAUAUGACAGAGGAAGAGUUUUUCAAGUGGCUUGCAAAUGCAAUGGCAACUGGCACAUUUGACAGUGGUGAUGGUGCACAGGAAAAUUCUAACAUGGAGACCAAUAGUCGUGCCAAAAAUAGCAAAAAAAAGAGGAAGGGCAAGAGGCAAUUGUGAAAACCAGUUUCAAGAUGCUUUCAUUUGGUUUUUCUCAUACCCACCGAGUUUGUGGUUGUUUCUUGUGUAGUUAUUUAUACACAUAGGGUAUAAAUACUUGUAUUCCAAGCCUUGUAAAUUCAGCAUAUAACUUUGAUUUAUAGAGGGAAAACAUUUUUCUAUUGUGGUCAGUAAUUCCACUUUUGACAGAUUGUUUUACAUGUGAAUUGAGGUUGUUAUAAAACCAAAAAUAUAAGAGAAUCAACAGAAAGAAGGGAGGGCUGGUUUUGUAAUGUUAUGGUGGGGAAGGUGAAAAGUUGCGGAAAAGUUGCCCUCCAAUAUAUAUAUGGGGCUGAAGGGUGGCAUGCAGUUGUAUUCUUAAUAGGAUGGUGGCAGGAAUACUUUUAUUAUGGAGGAUUUAUCAAUUAAAACUGUUAGCAAAUACAAAAUGUACAUGUCAUGUAUC
Messenger RNA from Cryptomeria japonica (Japanese cedar), 3253 nucleotides. RefSeq lists its product as uncharacterized. The coding region runs from base 727 to 2808 and encodes 693 amino acids. NCBI's taxonomy places the organism in Eukaryota, Viridiplantae, Streptophyta, Pinopsida, Cupressales, Cupressaceae. The record is from RefSeq and is a predicted model, not a curated record. The transcript has 12 exons.